AAACUCAAAAAAUGUAAGUACCAGUUUUUAAAAAUAAUUUUUUUAGUAAUUUUGACAGGUAUACUGAAGCCUUUCUAGAUGUAAGUUGGCAAAGUUCCAAAUACAAUGUAUACAAGAUGGAGUAAACUAUACUGUAAGACUUGAAGGCACAAAAGAGGAACAAAUAACAAAUGUUAAGCGAGAGUGUCAUAGGAUACACACAUUCAAAUACUAUGUAAAUGUAGUGUGGCAUCUUUAUAAACAAACCAACAAUGAUUACGGAAAUACUAAUGUUUACAUUACAGUUCAUAGAUUAAGAAAAAUAAACAAGAACAAAGACUUCUUCUUUACCUAAUUUGACAGUUGUUUAAUCUUAACUAAAUUGAUAGCAGCCACAUCUUGGCAAAGUUGAUUAAAAAUGAAUCAAAUCCAGCUGUGAACUAUUCAUGUUAUCGACAACUACUUUAAAAUACUUUGUUAUCAAAAUACAAACUGAGCUUUCAAACAAGACCUUAGUAAAGGUAAUGACAGUUUCACAUUUCGCAGUGUUUGUGUAUUCAAAGAAAAAACCAUCAUGGUGCACAUAACGGUCAUAAUCAUACUGCUAUGCUUAUUAGCAGUGGCCGCCACUUUUGUAAAUGGAGCGUGCAUUAUAAUAAUAUAUAAAUCACGAACGUUAAUGAAAAGACCUUCAACAUUUUUCAUUCUAAAUUUAUUAAUAGCCCAGUUGUUUCAAGGUCUGGUUGUCUUUCCCUUUUAUGCUGGUAAGAAAGGCGACAUCUCUGAUAAAAUGUGGAGUCGACUGUUCUGUGAUGGAUUUCGAUUUAUGUAUAUGCUGACGUUUUAUUUGUCAACAUUGGGGGUCUUGAUAAUUGGUGUGGAUCGCUUUAUCGCAACAUUUUAUGCAUUGAGAUACAAAAGUAUUGUCACAAGAAAAAGAGCAUUAGUGACCAUCUUAUCUGUGUGGUUAUAUACAUUAUCUCUUUGUUUAUUGCCAUUUCAGAAACAAAAUACCACCAAGCAAUAUCAAAUAAUUAAUACAAGCAAGCUAGGUGAAAAUUUCACAACAGUCACAAUAUUAAAACAUGAAAGUAACUGUACAUACAUCCAGUCAAAAGUUUGGACUUUGUCGAUGUUGGUUAUAAACUGCUUGAUACCAUAUAUAAUAAUAGUCUUAUUAUAUCGAGUUAUAAUACGAAAAAUUCGCCAGCUAGAUCAUCGAAUUCGAACAAGGGCACAAUCAUUAUGUAACAUACAUGCAGUGGAUUGUGAAGCUAUUCUAACGAAAGGAGCAGAACAAAACAAGACAUUGACCAAUGUGUCCAUUUUUUUAUCUGUUGCUUACUUAUUUUUCUGGUCACCUUCAGUGAUUUAUUAUACUUUGUUUUAUAUUUGUCCUAAAGCAUGCUUCAUAGAUGGAUAUACACAGUCGAAAGCUGAAUUUUACGUUGGCUUUGUGACAAAAUAUCUAGCGUUUCUUGACUCUUUAGCUGCUCCGUUGAUAUAUUGUUUCUCUUAUGAACAUUUUCGAAAAUAUUUGACAUUUAAUUGUAAUUUAUUGGAAAAAUCAUCAUAUUCGCCUGCUGAAGCAAACACAGAAACCAUUGUUGAAAAAUACCAACUACAAGGGACACAUUUUGUUAUACUUAACCGUAGUAAUGUUUAUAGAAAAAAAUAUAGCGUAUAAAUAAUUUGUUAGUAAUAUAAGAUUUAUAAGUUUA
This is a messenger RNA of Hydractinia symbiolongicarpus, 1700 nucleotides long. Its product is annotated as beta-2 adrenergic receptor-like. Gene Ontology annotation, biological process: G protein-coupled receptor signaling pathway. Lineage: Eukaryota; Metazoa; Cnidaria; Hydrozoa; Anthoathecata; Hydractiniidae. Gene Ontology annotation, cellular component: membrane. Gene Ontology annotation, molecular function: G protein-coupled receptor activity. The coding region runs from base 554 to 1666 and encodes 370 amino acids. The record is from RefSeq and is a predicted model, not a curated record. The transcript has a single exon.